Molecule: messenger RNA, 679 nt
Organism: Histoplasma capsulatum G186AR
Lineage: Eukaryota; Fungi; Ascomycota; Eurotiomycetes; Onygenales; Ajellomycetaceae
Product: splicing factor U2AF 23 kDa subunit
Exons: 2
Coding region: 1-444 (147 amino acids)
Biological process (GO): mRNA splicing, via spliceosome
Cellular component (GO): spliceosomal complex; U2AF complex
Molecular function (GO): pre-mRNA 3'-splice site binding
Source: RefSeq, a predicted model, not a curated record
AUGAACCCGAGCCAGCUGCAAAACCACUUCGAUGCCUUCUAUGAAGAUUUCUGGUGUGAAAUGUGCAAAUAUGGCGAACUUGAAGAGGUCGUAGUGUGCGAUAAUAACAAUGACCACCUAAUCGGAAACGUGUAUGCUCGAUUUAAAUACGAAGACUCAGCGCAGCAGGCCUGCGAUGCGCUGAAUUCUCGAUGGUAUGCGGCGCGACCCAUAUACUGCGAGCUAUCCCCCGUCACCGAUUUCCGAGAAGCAUGUUGUCGGCUGAAUAGUGGAGAAGGGUGUGUUCGCGGAGGGUUCUGCAAUCUCAUACAUCGGAAGGAACCAAGUCCUGAGCUAGAGAGGGAGCUCGAGCUCUCGACGAAGAAAUGGCUGAAGAUGAGAGGGCGUGAUGAACGGAGUGUGACCCGCAGUCCAAGCCCAGAGCCAACUCGGAGGAGGUAUUGAUGAAUGCGUUAUGUUGCCGUCGAAUCGAAUUGGUAGAUGCUCUGCAUUCGAGCGUAAGUGCAUGGGGGUUUUGUCAGCGAUUCAAUAACUGGAUCCUUUUGAGUUUUCAAUUCUAGACCCUUGAGAGAAUACCAAGGAGUCUAUAUUUUUUUAAAGUAAGGCGUUAGGGGGCGGGCGCGAAUUGUUAUUGCUUGUAUAUGAAAUUAUCCAUUAUAUAUCUUCUAUGAUUCCUUUG